Molecule: messenger RNA, 1337 nt
Organism: Jatropha curcas
Lineage: Eukaryota; Viridiplantae; Streptophyta; Magnoliopsida; Malpighiales; Euphorbiaceae
Source: RefSeq, a predicted model, not a curated record
CCCAUUCAAAACCCUAGUCUGGAUCACAAAACCCUUAUAAAUGCACUCAAAACCUUCAUUUAAUCCGCCUCUUUCACUGUCCCGAUACUCUCGACGUCUUCUCUAAAACCCUAGCCUUCUCCCUUUCUCUCUGUCAUCCUCUAUGGAAUUCUGGGGUGUUGAAGUCAAGGCUGGAGAGCCUCUCAAAGUAAAACCCGAAUCUGAUAGUAUAUUACAUCUUUCUCAGGCGGCUCUAGGUGAGUCAAAGAAAGAAAAAGGAAAUGAAUCAGUUCCCCUAUUUGUGAAGGUUGAUGACAAGAAGCUUGUACUGGGUACUCUUUCUACCGAAAACAUACCUCAGAUUUCGCUUGAUUUGGUCUUCGAGAAAGAGGUGGAACUAUCUCACAACUGGAAGAAUGGCAGCGUUUACUUCUGUGGUUAUCAAACCCUUAUGCCAGAUGAAGAAGAUAUGUAUUCUGAUGAGGACUCAGAAGAGGACAAGCCACUUCCAUUGGUGAAUGCAGACAAUGGAAAGCCACAUGUUGAGCCUGUAAAGGCUAUUGCUGGCAAGCCUAAGCCUGAUUCUCCCGCAAAACAAAAGCCUAAGCCUGCAGAGCCAAGCAAAGGACAGAAAGCAGAGGAUGAAUCUGAUGAAGAUGAAUCAGAUGAUGAUGAUUCAGACGAUGAAGAUGACGAAUCUGAUAGUGAGGAUGGCUCUGAAGAGGUAUCUGCUUUAUAUACUUUUGUGGCAACCAAACGAAUGACAAUAUAUAUAUUUCAAUGGAGCCAAAAGUUUUUUUUUAUUUUUUAUUUUUAUAUCCUCUUGAAUAUUAACUGUAUUUCUUUCUGUGGAUCAGACGGUAAGAAGGGCGGCCAUACUGCAACUCCCCAUCCAGCUAAGGGUGCUGCAAAAACUGCUGCAGUCGGCAGCAAUGCGAAGUCACCGAAAUCUGGAGGUCAAUUUUCUUGCAAAUCUUGCGACAGGUCAUUUGGCUCGGAUGGUGCUCUGCAGUCUCACUCUAAGGCCAAACAUGGUGGGAAGUAAAUGGAAUUAAAUUUUUGUUGAGAGAUAUCGGGAGGAUCGAAGUUAGAAGAUUUUGUUAGGCAUGCCAUAGGAAAUGAGAGAUUUAUGAUAGCGGUGACUGGAUUCGAUGAUUUGUAUUUUCUGUUAACGUUAUAAACUGGGUGGAUAUAUCACAUUUUGAAAGCUGUUUCAUUUAUGCUUUGGUGAGAUCGUUAUAUGAUGUGAUGUUAAUUAGCGGUUUACUCGUCAGAUUAGCAUUCUCCCUUGUUCCAUGAAUUGCUUUUUUGGGCGUAUUUAUUGUAAUGCUGUGUAAUUCUGUUGGUGUUUGUUGAAA